AUGGCUGAAAAAAAUGACAACAAGACCCAAGUCUAUGAAAUGGACGACAGGGGUUCCAAUGGCCUAGAGAGAACCAACAUAUCCCUCGAAGAUGAUUCCAAUGAUUCCGCAGAAAAGAAACAGCAUACUAAAAUUCAUACUGUCACUGAACAUUCGUUCGAUACCGCCGAAGGCUCUUACGAUGAAGCUCAAUUAGAAUAUGUAAUGAAAAAAAUGGGCUACCACAAAUAUGAGGACUUAUCUGACAUACCUCCAACUGUAGCUUAUAUUGCUUCAAAGGUUUCGGAAUUGCCUUUAGAAGAUGCUAUUGAAGAAUUGAGAAAAGCCGCAGAAUAUCAUAAAGAUGAUCCAAAUAUUCCUAGUGAUGAAUAUGAAGAAAUAAAAUAUUUGUCAAACCCUGAAAAUAUCGAUAUAGAUGAUAAAAAGCAAUGCUAUGAAGCAAGAAUUUUGGCAUCGAUGAUUAAAUUCCAUUCUCCAUACAAAGAAGUAAGGGCAGUGGUAGACCCUACCGAUGAUCCAACUAUUCCAGUAGAAACAUUUAGAUCAUAUCUUUUUGCUUUGUUUUGGGCUAUUGUCGGUUCUGGUUUUAAUGAGUUCUUCUCUCACAGACAAGUUACAAUCAGUAUUAACACUUCUGUUGUUCAAAUGUUCUUGUAUCCAUCAGGUUUGCUAUGGGCCAAAUAUGUUCCUUGCUGGGGCAUCAGUAUUAAAGGUAGAAAAUAUGCAAUCAAUAUUGAUAAACCAUGGUCUCAAAAGGAACAGAUGUUUUCAACCUUAUUAUUUUCAAUUUGUUCUGGUACUUUUUACACCCAUUAUAAUAUCCUAACUCAAAAAGUUUACUAUCAUGAUAAUGUUUCCUUUGGAUACCAGUUUUUGUUAUCUUUGAGCAUUCAAUUCUUGGGUUUUGGUUUUGCUGGUAUUCUGAGAAAGUUUGUCGUUUAUCCGACAAAGGCGUUGUGGCCAACAUCAUUCCCAACAAUUGCAUUAAACAAAGCUUUACUAUCUAGAAAGGAAGAAAAUACCAAUGGGAUGACUAGAUAUAAGUUUUUCUUCCUGACAUUUUUUGCUAUGUUUAUUUACAAUUGGUUCCCAACUUAUAUUAUCAAUAUAUUUAAUACUUUCAAUUGGAUGACUUGGAUUUCACCAAAUAAUUUCAACUUGGCUAUGAUUACAGGAGGUGUCAGUGGUAUCGGUUUUAACCCAAUUGCGUCGUUUGAUUGGAAUGUCGCAUCUUAUAUUAAUCCAUUGAGAAUCCCAUUUUUUUCUAACAUGACUCAAUAUUGCGGUGCUGUUUUUGCUGCUCUAGUGGUAAUUGCAGUUUACUGGACCAAUUAUAUGGAUUGUCAAUAUUUACCAUUGUUUUCUAAUACAUUGUAUACCAACAGAGCUACUAGAUACCAAGUUACUGAAGUGUUGGAUAGCGAUUGGAAGUUAGAUAAUGCUAAAUAUCAGGAAUAUUCGGCUCCUUACUAUAGUGCAGGUAACUUGGUAGCCUAUGGGUCAUUUAUUGCAACGUAUCCAAUGUUAAUUGUUUACUCGAUGCUGACAGAAACAAAGCUGCUUUGGAGUGCAAUGAAGCAAUGGACUUUGAGUUUAUGGUCACUAACAAAGAAACAUACUUGGACAAAUCUUUUAACUCAAGAAUCUUGUGCCUUAGAUGAAUUCGAUGAUCCACAUUCUCGUAUGAUGAAAAAUUAUAAAGAAGUGCCAGAUUGGUGGUACUUUGUUGUUUUGUUAGCUGCUAUUGGUGUAGGUAUUGCUGUUAUUGAAGCGUAUCAUACUAAUACACCAGUCUGGUCAUUAUUUGUUUCAAUUGGUUUCAAUGUUGCAUUUUUAAUUCCAUUAACAAUGUUACAAGCAACAGCAGGUUUCAGUUUGGGCUUGAACUUAUUGAUUGAAAUGAUUGUUGGCUACGCUUUACCUGGUAAUCCUUUUGCCUUAAUGAUUAUCAAAGCUUUUGGCUAUAAUAUCGAUGGCCAAGCUGAUAAUUAUGUUUCAAACUUGAAAAUGGCUCAUUAUACUAAAAUUCCACCAAUUGCAUUAUUCAGGGGUCAAAUGAUAAUGGUUUUUCUUCAAAUUUUUGUCAAUUUAGGAGUAUUAAACUGGCAAAUAUCUAAUAUCAAGGGUUUUUGUACUCAUGAUCAGAAGGCUAAAUUUACAUGUCCGGAUGCUACAACUUAUUAUAAUGCAUCUGUGGUUUGGGGUGCUCUAGGACCAAAAAAAAUCUUCAAUGAUGUUUAUCCAAUUCUAAGAUGGUGUUGGUUAAUCGGUGCUUGUAUUGGCCUAUUUUUUGGUGUGUGGAAGCGUUUUGGUAAGUUCUAUCCAACAUGGUUCAAUCCAAUUCUGUUUGUGGGUGGUAUGAUAAACAUGGCGCCACCAUACGGCUUAAUGUAUUUCACUCCAGGAAUAAUUGUUAGCUACCUAUCACAAUAUCAUUUCAAAAAGUACCAUUUACGUCUAUGGGAAAAAUACAAUUAUAUUUUAGAUGCAGGUUUUACCUCUGGUUUGGUCUUGUCAGCUAUUAUUAUCUUUUUCGCUGUUCAAUAUGAGGGUACAAAUUUUAGUUGGUGGGGAAAUAACGUUCCAUAUGCUGGGUUAGAUGGUGCAGGUCCGCCAUUAAAAAACAUCUCAGAUACAGCAAGAGGAUAUUUUGGUCCUGAAUUAGGCCAUCUACCAUAA
Messenger RNA from Vanderwaltozyma polyspora DSM 70294, 2679 nucleotides. It is a transcript of the gene OPT2, whose product is annotated as Opt2p. Bases 1 to 2679 code for a protein of 892 amino acids. Gene Ontology annotation, biological process: transmembrane transport. The record is from RefSeq and is a predicted model, not a curated record. Gene Ontology annotation, molecular function: oligopeptide transmembrane transporter activity. NCBI's taxonomy places the organism in Eukaryota, Fungi, Ascomycota, Saccharomycetes, Saccharomycetales, Saccharomycetaceae. The transcript has a single exon.